Molecule: messenger RNA, 648 nt
Organism: Coniosporium apollinis CBS 100218
Lineage: Eukaryota; Fungi; Ascomycota; Dothideomycetes
Exons: 2
Coding region: 1-648 (215 amino acids)
Source: RefSeq, a predicted model, not a curated record
AUGACACUCCAGCAAGAAGCCCGGUCCUGGGUUGCGCCCACAUACAAGACCGACGUUGAGUCCCUCCCUCAAAUAGACGAUCAAGCCCCAAGUUCCGAUGCGCUUGAACUGCCCAACGCAGAUGGCAGACCCACCAUCGUGACAUUUCUUCGGCACUGCGGUUGUCCCUUCGCCGAAAAGACCUUCCUCCGCAUGCGCGGCUCCGCCUCGAAGCACCCAAACGUCCGCUUCAUCGCCGUCUCCCACUCCGACCACGCCUCGACCGAAAAAUGGGUCGAAGCCCUCGGUGGCCCCGGCGACGUCCAGGUCAUCGUGGACCCGGACCGCGACCUCUUCGCGCGCUGGGGCCUGGGCGUGUCGAGCUUCUGGCACGUACUUAGUCCGUGGGCGCUGUGGUCUGUGUAUAGGCUUUAUAGGGACGAGGGAAUCGCGAAUAGGCCGACGGAGAGCGGGAGUAGGUGGCAGACGGCGGGGAGCUUUGGGAUGGAUGCGAAGGGGAAGGUGAGGUGGGGACGGGAGGCGAUGUUAGCGGACGAGAUCCCGGAUUUUGAGGAGGCGGUUAGGGCUGUGGAGGGGGAGCAGGAGGGAGAGGGCAGUAAGACUGAGGGGAGGGGCCCACGGGACUCGGGAGUCGGAUUUGGGCAGUAG